This is a messenger RNA of Xyrichtys novacula (pearly razorfish), 3003 nucleotides long. Lineage: Eukaryota; Metazoa; Chordata; Actinopteri; Labriformes; Labridae. The record is from the annotation of a GenBank genome assembly.
AUGACUUCCAGGAGGACAGGCUAUGCUGGUAGCAUGGACUCCUCUCCAUCAAACAGCGGCAGCAGCAGCUCUGUCCACACCGGGAACCGUAAACAGAGUAUCAUAAACAUUCCCGACAGGACCGGGGUGGAGUCCUGUUACAGUAGGAAAGCAGACAAAGUGGUUUACGGAGCCUCUCAGGGCAGCAUGACAGUCACAUCCCUGAAAUCCCGCCUCGCCCCGACCAUUCAGACAGCAAUGUCCGCUGCUGUGGACACUCUGCUGGGUGAAGUGGUGCUCGUACUCAACGAGACUCAACAAGAGCUGAUGCACAAGGAGCAGGAAAAUGAGAGACUGAAAGUUCGCCUGGAGGUGUCCGAGAGGGAGUUAAAGACUUUGCAGGAGUGUCUGUGCAGCGCCCAGAAGCUCAUAGACCAGCUCCAGAUCUCCUACACAGGCACACAGACCAUUAGUCAGUCUGUUUUUGCUCCUUCGUUGUCUUCCAUGACUUCAAUGACCUCAGGCUUGGAUAGGGACCACCAGAACUCCAGAAAUGUGAAUGGAGCCGGGGUUGAUUUGGGUCUCGGCGGCUCUGUGGAUGAAUCACUUCAUGGGUUUGAACCCAGAGAUGACUACAAAAUGUGCCAGCUUUCAAUUCAACCGGAUGGCUCUGUGACGAACCACGCUCUGGAUUUUGCGUCAAACACGUCUCACAUGUGCUCGGAUUCCAGCAGACCAGGUAAAUAUUCAGUGUGUGUUGUCUGGGUUGGGACUGGGCGAUUUAACAAAAAAAAAAAGAUCACGAUAUAUUUUGUCAUACCGUCCGAUCUCGAUUAUUAUCGCGAUUUUUUGUUAACUGCAUGUUUUAAAGCAUCUGUACUAAAAACUAAAGAAACCAGAGAUUAGUUCAACAUUUUAUUAACAUACAAAGUAAAUAACAAAACAAAUUGAAUAAGAUACACUUAGAAAAAUAUAUUUAAAAAAAAUAACUCAACAGAACAACAAUUGUAGAUAAAUACUAAAUAAUACAGUCAUCUAGUUUACAGUCCUGAGUGUUUUUGCAGGUAUGCAAGACUAGAUGUUGACGCCUUCAAAUGUAAACAUUAGUUGAUGUAAAUGACUUUGGUAGUUGUGGCUAAACUGCUGCUAAACUGCUAAACAGCCUGUCAGCAGUGACAGGCUGUACAGACUCCACUCAUAUUUUCACGCUUUCCGCAUAAUCACUCGGGAAAUACUUCUUCAAAUGCUUCAACAGAUUUGUUGUGUUGACGGUUUUUGAGGGCAUCAAUUGCGGACAUACCUCGCUCAUCGGCUUAAAUACUCGACGUCACUUUGGACCCACUGAGCAUUUUUUGGUGUAUGUAUGUAGCCUAGACGACUGGCCUAAGAUUAGGCUACCACAGUUCUAAAAAUGAUAGUUUUUUUAAGACGUCUAAAUUUAGACCAAGUUUAGACCAAGUCUAAAUCUGGGCUAUAUCUAUACUACACUGAUAUCAGUUAUGCGACUCACAGUUGCUUUUUGAAAUGAAUAACAAUCGAAUAAUGGGUUAAAGUGUAACAUCUAAAUUCCGUCUAAAAAUAUACAGAAUCUAGAGGGUUGAAAUCAGGUCUAAAAAAAACCUAGACAUCUAAUAGCCGUCUAUUGCGCAGUAGGGAGAUACCCGAACCACCGCUACACAACCGACGUUGAAUAACUCCUCAACAAUAACAUCUCCGGAGAAUGACUCAAAGUCAUGGCUGACAACUAUCUUGCUGCCCUCAGCUCCGCGUUUAGCUCCAUGUUCGGUCAUUCUGUUUACUUCUCCGGUAACUUACAGAAGUGAGCAGGAAAAGCUCGACUCUGAUUGGCUGUUGUGACGCACAUUUCCUCUAUGUUCGAUCGAGUUAAUAUGCUCUGAGCUGAUCACUGUGAUCGAACUGAAAUUUAUCACGAUCAUCGAUCAAAAUUUUAUAAUCGCCCGGUCCUAGUCUGGGUUAUUGUCAGUAUUCUCUAAAUUGUUCUGUUGCAGUGUUUCCCUUAUGACCAUCUCUGUGUGUUUUGAUUUGUAUCCAGAUGAGAGGCAGUCUCAAGGACCAGGUGGUGCAUCCAGGUUUGAGAUCAAAGAGGAGCAGGGACCCUCUUCAGUCCCUGCUCAGUCCGGUAGGAAGGACCAGGGUUUGCGCAGUGACAACAGAGUCGGCGAUGAUGAUCAAUCUUCUCACAACAUGGGUGACCUCGGCUACGUUCAGGUUGGAGAAGAGGGAGGUUCCCAGCGUUCCUUCACUCAGCCUCUGCGACACCAAAGACCUGUUCGAGACUGCAGCGGUGAUUUGCAGCAGGCUGUGCUUGAUGGACAGAAACAGUUGGCUAGGACUUCUGGAUCUGGGAGAGGAGACAGUGUUUCACCAGGCAGAGCAGAGGACUCAGCGGGUCCUUCAGUCUCUGACACAACAGGGGAGCCCUCUGGAGAUCGACCUCAUCACUGCUUGGAAUGCGGGAAGACUUUCCGUCUGAUCUCCAGCUUGAAGAAGCACAUCCGUAUACACACGGGAGAGAAGCCCUACCCCUGUGGAGUGUGCGGCCGUCGCUUCCGUGAGUCAGGGGCCCUCAAAACUCACCUACGUAUACACACAGGUGAGAAGCCGUACUCUUGCUCCGAGUGCGGAAACUGCUUCCGCCAUUUGGACGGGUUGCGCAAACACAGGCGCACGCACACUGGAGAGAAACCCUAUGUGUGUGCCAUCUGCGGGAAGCGCCUGAGCCGUUUGCAGCACCUCAAACAUCACCAGCUCAUCCACACCGGAGAGAGACCGUGCUGCUGCCCGUUCUGCAACCGCAGCUUCAAAGAGCCGGCAGCACUGCGGAAACACAUCCGCACGCACCGCGAGGAAGGCAGCCACAUGGGAAUCGGUGCCAAUGAGGACACCGACCCAGACGCCAUAGACGACAUAAACAACCUUCACCCUGCAGCCCCGUCUCCUCAGAUGAGGUUCGGGGAGUGGGGAGCUGAGGAGGACGACAGCUCUGUUGUGGACUGUGUUUAG